CCUCCUCACACACCGGCAGCUGCCGGUCGCUGGAGCCCCCUUUCAGGACAGCUCUGGGCACGCAGGGCCCUGCCUCCCGCGCUCGCUUAGCUCACCUGGCGGGGAAGUAGGAGGGGCGGGCCUGGGAGCCCCGCCAGGCCCCGAGUGGGACUGGGUGUCCCACCGCCUCUGCCGCCUCUGCAGCCCCCUCCGGCCCUCUCUCCCUCCUCCUGCCUGGCGGGCGGGUCCAGCUGUGUUCCAUUAGCGGCUCUGGCAAGUCCCCAGCCCCCUGGAUCCGCCCCCUCUUCCCCGCCGGAGUGGGCGGCAGUACCCGGCAGGCGCGCUCUCGGGGCAGCAAUCAGCCCCCAGAGCUCAGGACCUGGGACGCUGGGGACCCUCGGCUGGCCAGAAGUGACCAAGGGCUUCCUAGUGGGCCUGAGGAACCUGGGUCCUGCUCCCUGUGGCUGGCCGCCUUUGGCUGCCUGAACUACUCAGGGAGGUUGGGGAUCCCCAACCAAGGUGCUGCGGCUGUGGCCGUCUUCUCUGGACAAGGAUGUGGGCAUCUUGGACUCCUGGCUUGUGGCUGCUCAGUCUCUGGGUCACCUGCAGUCAUGGGGCAGAUACAGGUGAGCAAUGCCCACCUUCACAGCAAGAAGGACUCAAGUUGGAACACAGAAGCCACUUAUCAACCAAUGUGACUGGCUUCAAUCUCAUCCGCCGACUCAGCCUUAUGAAGACAUCUGCCAUCAAGAAGAUCCGCAACCCCAAGGGGCCUCUCAUCCUGAGACUGGGGGCAGCCCCACUCAGCCAGCCCACACGGCGGGUGUUCCCUCAGGGCCUCCCCAAUGAGUUUGCUCUGGUGCUCACACUAUUGCUGAAGAAACACACCCGCCAGAACACGUGGUACUUGUUUCAAGUGACCGAUGGAGAUGGGUAUCCACAGAUCUCCCUGGAAGUCAAUAGCCAAGAUCGGAGCCUGGAGUUCCGGGCCCGGGGCCAAGAUGGUGACUUUGUGUCCUGCAUCUUCCUGGUGCCCCAGCUCUUCGACCUGCGUUGGCACAAGCUGGUGUUAAGUGUGGCUGAACGCGUGGCCUCUGUGCACAUGGACUGCACCUCAGCUUCUUCCCAGCCCCUGGGGCCCCGGCGACCCAUGCGGCCUGUGGGCCAUGUCUUCCUGGGCUUGGAUGCUGAGCAGGGCAAACCCGUCUCGUUUGACCUCCAGCAGGCACACAUCUACUGUGACCCAGAGCUCGUGCUGGAGGAGGGCUGCUGUGAGAUUUUACCGGCAGGGUGUCCCCCAGAGACCUCCAAGGCCCGCCGGGACACCCAGAGCAAUGAGCUCAUCGAGAUCAAUCCACAGACUGAAGGCAAAGUCUAUACCCGCUGCUUCUGCCUGGAGGAGCCUCAAAACAGCAAGGUGGAUGCCCAGCUGACUGGACGAAUCAGCCAGAAGGAAGAAAGGGUAACGAAGGCCCAUCAGGAGACAGCAGCCAAUGAGUGCCCACCCUGUGUCCAUGGUGCCCAGGAGAGCAAUGUCACAAUUGGUCCCUCUGGCCCCAAGGGAGGGAAAGGGGAACGGGGCCUGCCUGGCCCAUCUGGCCCCAAGGGAGAGAAGGGAGCCCGGGGCAAUGACUGUGUCCGAAUCUCUCCAGAUGCCCCACUUCAGUGUGCAGAAGGCCUGAAGGGAGAGAAGGGGGAGUCAGGAGCCUUGGGACCCUCAGGACCCCCAGGCUCCACAGGCCAGAAGGGCCAGAAAGGCGAGAAGGGAGACGGAGGCAUCAAGGGCUCGCCGGGAAAGCCAGGCCGAGAUGGCCGGCCAGGUGAGAUCUGCGUCAUGGGGCCCAAAGGGCAGAAGGGAGACCCUGGCUUUGUCGGGCCUGAAGGGCUGGCAGGAGAGCCUGGGCCCCCUGGCCUCCCUGGGCCCCCUGGGGCAGGACUUCCUGGGACCCCGGGGGACCCGGGUGGCCCACCAGGACCUAAGGGAGACAAGGGCAGCUCCGGGGUGCCAGGAAAGGAAGGUCCUGGAGGGAAACCUGGAAAGCCAGGGGUGCCAGGACUGAAGGGAGAGAAGGGUGACCCCUGUGAAGUGUGCCCGAUGCUGCCUGAAGGGCUUCAGAACUUUGUAGGCCUCCCUGGAAAGCCAGGGCCCAAGGGGGAACCAGGGGAUUCUGCACCAGCCAGGGAGGGCCUGGGAGCUGCUGGACGAAAAGGUGAUCGGGGAGACCCUGGCAUCCAAGGCCUCAAAGGAGAGAAGGGGGAGUCUUGCUUGUCCUGCAGCCUAGCUGUAGGGGCCCAGCAUUUGGGGCCCUCUAAAGAGGCCAAAGGAGACAUGGGCCCCCCUGGCUUCGGUUUGCCUGGCCUUCCGGGCAAGGCCGGAGAGCGGGGACUGAAGGGGCAGAAGGGUGAUUUCGGGGAGGCAGGGCCAGCUGGCAGUCCGGGGCCACGAGGGCCAGUGGGACCCACAGGCAUCAAAGGGGAGAAGGGGGAGCCUUGUGAGCCAUGCCCAGCCCUGUCCAAGCUGCAGGAUGGGGACAGCCCCAUGGUGGCCUUGCCUGGGCCUCCUGGGGAGAAGGGAGACCCUGGGCCUCCAGGCUUUGGCCUUCCAGGAAAACAGGGCAAGGCCGGAGAGCGGGGACUGAAGGGGCAGAAGGGUGUUGCUGGGAAUCCUGGAGAUCCUGGAACGCCAGGCACCAUGGGGCAGCCGGGACUGUCAGGAGAGCCUGGAGUGCGGGGCCCCAUGGGGCCGAAAGGGGAAAAGGGUGAUGGAUGCACUGCCUGCCCCAGCCUGCAGGGGGCGAUGACGGACAUGGCUGGGCUGCCUGGGAAGCCGGGUCCCAAAGGAGAGCCAGGCCUGGAAGGUGUGGGCCGGCCUGGUAAACCGGGCCAACCUGGCCUACCAGGAGUUCAAGGACCCCCUGGACUAAAGGGCAUACAGGGAGAACCUGGGCCACCAGGAAUGGGAGCCCAGGGGCCCCAGGGAGAGCCUGGAGCCCAGGGUUUGCCUGGCAUUCAGGGGCCUCGGGGACCUCGGGGGCCACAUGGCUCUGCUGGAGAGAAGGGUACCAAGGGAUCUCCAGGGGUGAAAGGAGCUCCUGGACCUAUGGGACCUCCUGGAACCAGUGUCUCUGGGCCUCCGGGCCCUGGUGGGCAGCAAGGACAGACUGGACUUCCGGGAGCCAGAGGGGUGCCAGGUGAAAAGGGGCCUCAGGGAGAGAAGGGCGAACCAGGAGAGUGCUCUUGCCCUUCCCGGGGAGACCCUGUCUUCUCUGGCAUGCCGGGUGCUCCGGGACUUUGGAUGGGCAGCUCCUGGCAGCCGGGCCCGCAGGGUCCUCCAGGUGUUCCCGGACCACCAGGCCCCCCUGGAAUGCCUGGGCUGCAGGGAGUGCCUGGAAACAACGGCUUGCCAGGACAGCCAGGCCUAACUGCGGAACUGGGGUCCCUACCGAUUGAACAGCACCUCCUGAAGAGCAUCUGUGGGGAAUGUGCCCAGGGGCAGACAGCCCACCCAGCGGCCCUUGUGGAAAAAGGACAGAAGGGCGAUCAGGGCAUCCCUGGUGUGCCAGGCUUCGACAACUGUGCCUGGUGCUUCGCAGAGCGGGAGCGUCCACGAGCUGAGGAGGCCCGGGGAGACAACGAUGAAGGAGAUCCAGGCUGUGCUGGGAGUCCCGGCCUGCCCGGCCCCCCGGGAUUGCCCGGCCAGAGGGGAGAAGAGGGUCCACCUGGCAUGAGGGGUUCCCCAGGUCCUCCGGGCCCUAUUGGCCCCCCAGGUUUCCCUGGUGCUGUUGGCUCCCCCGGAUUGCCCGGUCUUCAAGGAGAGCGAGGCCUCAGGGGCCCAUCAGGAGAGAAGGGGGAACUGGGUCCUCCAGGGCAACCUGGCUACCCAGGUGCCAUGGGCCCCCCAGGACUGCCUGGCAUCAAGGGGGAGCGUGGCUAUGCUGGGCCUGCAGGAGAGAAGGGAGAGUCGGGUCCUCCAGGCUCUGAAGGCCCUGCAGGCCCCCCAGGUCCAGUGGGUCCCCGAGGAGAGCGAGGACCCCAAGGGAACUCGGGCGAGAAGGGCGACCAGGGAUUUCAAGGCCAGCCAGGCUUUCCAGGUCCACCGGGUCCCCCUGGAUUCCCAGGCAAAGCUGGCACACCUGGCCCCCCUGGCCCCCAAGCGGAGAAGGGCAGUGAAGGGGUUCGAGGCCCAGCAGGCAUGCCUGGUUCUCCUGGGCCACCAGGAUCUCCUGGGAUUCAGGGCCCUGCCGGCCUGGAUGGUCUGGAUGGGAAGGAUGGCAAGCCUGGCUUAAGGGGGGAUCCUGGGUCCCCUGGCCCCCCUGGACUCAUGGGACCCCCGGGCUUCAAGGGAAAAACAGGACAUCCUGGCCUUCCGGGACCCAAGGGUGACUGUGGAAAACCAGGUCCCCCAGGCAGCAGUGGCCGGCCCGGAGCAGAGGGUGAGCCUGGAGCCAUGGGACCCCAGGGAAGACCUGGUCCUCCCGGCCAUCUUGGGCCACCAGGGCCUCCAGGUCAGCCGGGCCCAGCAGGGAUCUCUGCAGUGGGCCUGAAAGGAGACCGAGGAGCUACUGGAGAAAGGGGCCUUUCAGGCCUUCCAGGCCAGCCUGGUUCACCUGGACACCCUGGCCCCCCGGGCGAGCCUGGUGCGGAUGGUGCAGCUGGCAAAGAGGGACCCCCUGGAAAACAGGGACUCUAUGGACUGCCUGGUCCGAAGGGUGAUCCUGGACCUUCAGGACAGAAGGGCCAUGCAGGAGAGAAGGGAAGAGCUGGCAUGCCUGGCGGGCCUGGCAAGAGUGGCUCCAUGGGACCUGUUGGGCCACCAGGUCCUGCAGGGGAGAGAGGCCACCCUGGAUCUCCAGGACCUUCAGGGAGCCCCGGAUUGCCUGGGGUGCCUGGCUCCAUGGGAGACAUGGUGAAUUAUGAUGAAAUCAAGAGGUUCAUCAGACAAGAGAUCAUUAAAAUGUUUGAUGAGAGGAUGGGUUACUACACCUCCAGGAUGCAGUUCCCCAUGGAAGUGGCAGCGACUCCUGGCCGACCAGGGCCCCCAGGGAAGGAUGGUGCUCCGGGCCGGCCAGGCGCUCCAGGAUCACCUGGGCUCCCUGGUCAGAUUGGCAGAGAAGGACGGCAAGGCUUACCAGGAAUGAGAGGAUUGCCUGGUACCAAAGGUGAAAAAGGAGACAUUGGUAUUGGCAUUGCAGGAGAAAGCGGUCUCCCUGGUCCCCCAGGUCCUCAAGGUCCUCCGGGCUAUGGCAAGAUGGGUGCCACUGGACCAAUGGGCCAGCAAGGAAUUCCUGGUAUCCCCGGCCCCCCGGGUCCCAUGGGCCAGCCGGGGAAGGCUGGGCACUGCAGCCCAUCUGACUGUUUCGGGGCCAUGCCACUGGAGCAGCAGUACCCCCCCAUGAAAACCAUGAAGGGGCCUUUUGGCUGAAAUCACCUCUCUUAGAUGAAGGACGCCAUUGGGAAUAGAUGAACUCUUACAGGAUUCUGUGAUGGGUUGUGAAUGUUUUGUUUUUCGUAAUGCCUAUUAAUAUUUUUUUUAUCAAUAAAGAAACAAACAAAACGAU
Messenger RNA from Manis javanica (Malayan pangolin), 5537 nucleotides. Lineage: Eukaryota; Metazoa; Chordata; Mammalia; Pholidota; Manidae. The record is from RefSeq and is a predicted model, not a curated record.